AUGGCGGAGCCGGCGGAGCUGCAGCAGGAGUCAGUGGUGCGGUUCCUGGCGGCGCGGGGCGGGCGGGCGCGCAACGCGGAGCUGCUGGAGCAUUUCCGGGACUGGCUGAGCCCCGCGGAGCCCGCCCGCCGCGCCGCCGCCCGGCACCGUUUCAAGGAGCUGGUCAACGCCGUGGCCACUGUGCGCCAAGAGCCCGGCACCGGAGUCAAGUACGUGCACCUCCGCCGCCGGUACUGCGCCCCGGCGCCCCCCACCGCCGCCCCCGCGACCCCCGGGGAGCAGGAGCCGCCGCCGGCGGUGAGAAACAGCGCGGAGCGGUCGAGCCCGCCGCCCUCGCCACGGGCGGGCGCUGAGGAGGCGCCGCCGCCGCCGCCGGCAGCGGGCGAGGAUGCCGGCAGUCGCCCGCAGCCCGCGGGGCGGCGGGGAGAGCCGCCCCGGCCGAGCACCGCGGCGGCCGGGGGCCAGCGGAGGGGCUCCCGCCGGGGGCCGCGGCCCGGACGCAGUGGAGGCGGUGGCGAGGAGAGCGCGGUAGCGGAGGGCCCAGGGCAGGCCCCCCCACCAGCAGAGGAGACGGCGGCGGCCGAGGGUGCCCCCGGGGCGGUGGCGCAGAGCGGCGGCCGCCGGAGCCUGCGGGAGGCGGCGCGGGGCGGCUCCCCCCAGCUGAAGCGCGGCGCCCUCCCCGGCGGGGGCCGCGGCCGCGACUCGGACAGCGCCUCGGUGGCGUCGUCCUCCGCCGAGGACGAGGGGAGCACCACCGGCGCCGUGGCCCUGGACCCCCUGGAGCACGCCUGGAUGCUGUCGGCCUCGGACGGGCGGUGGGAGAGCCUGGAGGGACUGCUGAGCUGCGAGCCGGCGCUGCUCUGCAAGCGGGACUUCAUCACCGGCUUCACGGUGCUGCACUGGGCCGCCAAGCACGGGCGGCAGGAGCUGCUGGCCACGCUGGUCAACUUCGCCCAGCGGCACCGGCUGCCCGUGGACAUCAACGCCCGCACGAGCGGCGGGCACACGGCGCUGCACAUCGCCGCCAUGCACGGCCACGCCGAGGUGGUGAAGCUGCUCGUGGGUGCCUACGACGCCGACGUGGACAUCCGCGACUACAGCGGGCGCAAGGCUGCGCAGUACCUGCACCACAGCACCUCGGGGGACAUGCGGAGCCUCGUGGGGGCCCUAGAGGAGGAGGAGGAGGAGGAAGGGAAUGCUGGCAAUGGGAGCGGGCGCUGGAGGCUGUCCAAGGUGUUGCCGUCCAACCUCAUGAGCUACCGGCUCUCCCACCACCAUCACAGCACUGGGGAGGAAGCUGAGGGCACCGACGGGGCAGCAGUGCCGGGCAAGGGCAAGGAGAUGACCAGGAAAGCCUCCGGCAGUGGACGGAUGAAGCCUCGGCUUAAUAAGAUCCGCUUCAGGACUCAGAUCAUCCACAACACGCCCUCCUUUCGUGGUGACACUGAGGAAGAAGAGCAUGAGGAGAAAUCCCUCAAAACAUCGUUCAAGCUCAGGCCAAAGUCCAAUGUUUUUGGAUAAGGCUGUGGAGCAGGAGGUCUGGGAGGUGGGUGCAUGGACCAAAGUGCCCUAAGGUGUAGCACAGAAGGUGAGGCAGAUCCUAGUGGGUGCUCAUCUACACUCGUGGAUUCCAGCCAAAGGGGUUCUGAGUAUCUUGCUUUAACUCUCAGCUCAGUGGUGUCAGUGAGCCCAGUGGGUCAGCGGGGCUCUGGGAGCUCACAGCUCCCAAGAGCAGCUGCUUUGGCCGGGUCCUCGGUGCUGAAAUAAGAGCCAGCAGAUGGGCUGAGAAACGCUGGGGUGUUUAAAAGCUGUGCUCCUUUCUCUCUAAAAGCAGGCUUCAGUAUCAUAAACCGGUGUUAGUGGAUCUACUAGGAUUAGCGAGUCGAGGGGGAAAGAAAAGGGCAAAUGCUUUACUCUUGUAUUGUCACUUGGUACUAUAAACUACUGGCAAACAACUUGCUGUGUCAGAACACCUCAGUUAUAUGCAAGUAUACCUUAAGUUUCUAUUUAACAGCAAUACCACCUGGCACAAUGUGCAGUUGGGUACCCAAAAUGAGAUGGUAGAGAGUGGUUUCCUGUAAGAACCCAAGCUUUGAGCCAUCAAAGACUUGAGCCUGUUGACUUUAUGCAUUGCAAAUUGCCUGAUUUGACGUGAAUAUAUUUAAAAAAAAAAAUUGCACUGCAAACAAUGAAUAAAGUUAACCAUGUGCAGAAGUCUCUGUUGUUUGAGGUACUACUGAGCUUGCUUAUUGCUGUUGGAAUACUAAUUCAAGAUAAUAGAAGCAAAGAGUUUUUACAUAUUUGGUAUCUUAUGUUUUGUCUUAGGCAAAGCAAUUUUAUUUUAAUCACUGUGAAUUCUCAAGUGCCAGACCUAGCGCAGUUCCAGUUAUUAAGUCUGGUCAAUUCCUCUUAAUAUUCUCUGUGUAACUCACUACAUUUAAAAUCAGAAAAUUGUGUUGUAUGUGUUACCUGUGAAAGUUGUUCUCUUUUAGAAUAAAAGAGCAAGACACCAUUGCAUGAAAUCUUCAUGAAACUCUAAUAUGGUCCUGUACAGGUCUGCAUUCACUAGCAACUUGUGUGCCAGUCCCUUCAACUGACUUUGUGCAGAAAUGGAGAGAAAAAUAAAAAAGAGGGGGAAAAAAAAGGAAGGUGUGUGAAUUCACACAUGGAGUGAAAAACUAGAAUUCUGAAACUCUAUCCUUGUUUAUCAUUCUGAGUGAAGCAGUAUAAUUGCAUAUCAUAAUCUAGUUAAGUGAUGGCAAUGGUUUUUGAGUUCUUUUAAACCUGUAUGUCUAGAGAAGUGAUAGCCAAGGCUUUGAACUGUUGUUUAACAACGUAGUAAGUCUUAAUCUGAUUGAUGAGCCUAUCCGUCUGCUAAACCUUUCGGAAACCUUGAAUCUUGUUUCUCUGCUUUAAAGAUAGCAAUUCCAGUGAAAUCUAGCAGGCAGAUUUGUAUCCAUAUUCAGCUUUCCUUAAGAAUUGAGGUAUUGAGCUGACCCUGGAUCCUGAAUGCUGCUCAAGGUAGCAGCUCAUCUGUGUUCAGUUGUUAAGGUUUGGCCUGUUUCAAUGCAACAUUUGUCAAAGCGCGAUUCGAGUUGGCUUCCUAGAAUGGAUGUGCAUGUCUGGCCAAUAGUUAACCAAAAGUAGAUAGGCUUUGACACGUUAAAAUCCAAAUUUGAGACACUGAUUAAAUGCAUGCCACAAGCUGUAGAACACCUCACAGGGGAGCUGCUGCUGGGAGUUGUGCACUUUCAAGGUAACAGCUGUCUGUGGUUCUUGCUGGUGGCUUACAUUUCUUGUAGCAGCAGGGGAAGGAAGUUCUGCCAAUGCAUUGGCUUUAGACUUCCCAUGCAGAUAAAUUACCAGUUUCUGCACUUUGUGUCAAAGCUAAUAAAUGACAGUGUUUGCAUAGGCAUGCAAGCGACACUUUAACUAUUUCUGGGGAAAGUUACAUUUAAAAAAAUUAAAUCUCUGUGUAGGUGCUGGUCAUUACUUUUGUGCAAAAAGACUAGAAAUUAUACAGAGGUUCAGGUUUAGUUUAUAACUUUUAAGCUAUAUUGAUAUAGAUUUCAUGUGCCUUCUUGGGUUGGUUGCCACAAAUGUGAUGGAUAAAAUCAGUCUUGCAAAGCACUUUUUCUUUACAUCUGUGGAUCUGUGGGAUGGGACCAGAAAUUUUCCCUUGGCCCUUCCCAUUUAAGCUGUACACCUCUAUAAAAAUGGGGUGUCUGAAAUAGAGGGAGGGACCAAUCAUACAAAUUAUAGCAUAGAGCUAAUUCGGUUGCAACAGAAAAGAAAAUUAAAUGCCUAAGUCUUAAACUUCCUUCUCUCUGGAAGAUAAAUCACUUUUUAGACUUCUUUAGGAAGGAAGUUUUCUGACUGAAUGCUUGCAACAUGAACUCAAUUAAGAACAUAUUCCAUGCAACUACCAGUGUCCAGACCUUAUUAAAGUAGCUUUUCUGCUUUGAGAGUUUAUAGUUGUUUCAUACAAAGCUGUUGGGUGAAGUGUUUAUCUCUUCACAUGGAAAUAGCAAAGAAUUGCACAAAAAUAAUGAGUUUUAGAUAGAUGUUGGGUUCUGGGGGAAUAAUUUGAGGGUUUUGAAUAUAGCACACCUUGGAUUUGAAGAGACUUAACUGGAACAUAAUCUUGCGUAAUACGGUAGAACUUUGGUAAUUAUUACGGGAACUUGAAAAAUAGGAAAAAGAUGCCUCAUUUAUAACUCAUUACUUGAUGUAUCAAAGUGAAAUUGUUGGUCCACUGAUACUGUUCACCUGUCAAUUAAUGAAAUUUCACCACAAUGGUCCAAAGGUCUUUGCAAGGUGGGGUGCAACAGAGCAAACAUCUCUUGGUGUUUGAGAUAUACUGAGGAAUCACUAGAUAACUACUCGUGUCUGUCUGUGCUAUGGAACUAAAGCACUUUGAUUUCACAAUUAUGACUUGUCACAUUCCACAGGGUUACUUUUUAUAACAUGAGCUAAAAUUUAAUGGGGUUUUUUGAGAUGGGAAAGACUCUGUUACAAGAUAUUUACAGUCUAAAUGUACGCUUGAGUCAAAUAUUUUGGAUACAUUGCCUAGAAAGAUGUGAAUUUGAAAUAAAGUUGUAUGGUACAGAAAACUGGAGCACUUACUGGUAUGUUUUAAAUGGUACGUCUGAAGUUACUGGAUGUGUUCAAUUUUUAUGAUGUGUGUAAGGUGGCAAGACUGUAAUGUAAACAUUUGGUAUCUUUUGUUGAACCAUAUGUUUGAAAAAAAUUAGAGGCCUGGAAGUCAGUUUUUAUUACGCUUUUUAUGGGUGUCUCUCUGAAUGAUUAUGAGUUAAGAAUCUGUAAGCUUUGGUUUUACAAAAUAAAAGAGCCCAUGAACGGUU
Messenger RNA from Lepidothrix coronata (blue-crowned manakin), 4865 nucleotides. RefSeq names its product sosondowah ankyrin repeat domain family member C (gene SOWAHC). The coding region runs from base 1 to 1521 and encodes 506 amino acids. Gene Ontology annotation, molecular function: protein binding. NCBI's taxonomy places the organism in Eukaryota, Metazoa, Chordata, Aves, Passeriformes, Pipridae. The transcript has a single exon. The record is from RefSeq and is a predicted model, not a curated record.